Molecule: messenger RNA, 402 nt
Organism: Racocetra persica
Lineage: Eukaryota; Fungi; Glomeromycota; Glomeromycetes; Diversisporales; Gigasporaceae
Source: the annotation of a GenBank genome assembly
AUGUUUCUAAACUUUAUUAAAAUUUUAUUACUAAUUAAAAACAACACAAAAAACUCACCUUCUGCUAUAUUUAUUCUUGCUUCUCACUUUCAAUUGGCUUCGUCUAAUACACCAAAUUCACUACAUAAUAUCGUUGAAUCUCAACAAACAUCUAAUACCGUUAAUAUACCUAAUAUAUCAAAUUCACUACAAAAUACUAUUGAUCCUCAACAAAUAUCUAAUACCAUUGAUCCUCAACAAACAUCUAAUACUGUUAAUCCUCAACAAACAUCUAAUACCGCUUAUACUCAACAACAAACUAAUACCGCUUAUUCUCAACAACCAACUAAUACCACUUAUUCUCAACAACCAACUAAUACCACUCAUUCUCAAUAUUCAUCUAAAAUCAUUCGUCCUAAAUAA